Molecule: messenger RNA, 1682 nt
Organism: Miniopterus natalensis
Lineage: Eukaryota; Metazoa; Chordata; Mammalia; Chiroptera; Miniopteridae
Source: RefSeq, a predicted model, not a curated record
AUGUACAGUCACCCUGUACGGAGUGGCCAGAGCCCCCUUCCCAGCCAGAGGUUGCCGGUACCAGACAGUGUGCUGCACAUGUUCCCAGGCACCGAAGAGGGGCCCAAGGAUGACAGUGCAAAACAUGGGGGCCGGGUGCGCACCUUUCCCCAUGAGCGGGGCAACUGGGCCACCCAUGUCUACGUACCGUAUGAAGCCGAGGAGGACUUCCUGGACCUGCUUGACACGUUGCUGCCCCACGCCCAGACAUACGUGCCCCGGCUGGUGAGGAUGGAGUCCUUCCACCUCAGCCUGUCCCACAGUGUGGUUCUGCGCCAUCAUUGGAUCCUUCCCUUCGUGCAGGCUCUGAAAGACCGCAUGGCCUCCCACCAGAGAUUCUGCUUUACUGCCGACCGGGUAAAGAUUUAUACCAAUGAAGAGAAAACCAGGACCUUUCUUGGGCUCGAAGUCACCUCCGGGCACACGCAGUUCCUAGACCUGGUUUCAGAGGUAGACAGAGUCUUGGAGGAAUUUGACCUCACCACUUUCUACCAGGACCCUUCAUUCCACAUCAGCCUGGCCUGGUGUGUGGGCGAUGCUCGUCUCCAGCUGGAAGGGCAGUGCCUGAGGGAGCUGCAGGAAAUUGUGGACGAGUUUGAAGACUCUGAGAUGCUGCUGCGUGUGCACGCCGAGCAGGUCCGCUGCAAGUCCGGGAACAAGUUCUUCUCGAUGCCUUUGAAGUGAGCUCCAGAGGCCCUCCUUGUCCCAGACCCCACUGCAGGCCAGGCAGAGAUGGAGGAGCCUUCACAAACCGUCCUGGGAGGCCUGAUGGGCCCUGGGGGCUGGUUCUCUCCUGGCCCGUUUUUUUGGGUUGCAAGUCCAGCGCUGCUGUGUUGUGGUCAUUCCCAAAAAUCACCAGUAGAGGGCAGACCGUGCUCCCUAGUUCUAGGUCUGUGGUUCUUGCGCAAAAAAUAAAUAAAAACGGGGUCACCCGGUGAGCCCACCCAUACUCAGCCAGAAUCCCCACUGUAGUCCCGCCAACAAAUGGCUCCUCCCCACACUCCCCCCCAGGGCCCCGUCAGCUGUUUGCAUUGUGAUGCCAUUGGCCUCAGACCAGCGUUUUUAAAACCAUUGUGUCCUGGCUCAUCCCUGCUCAAGCCAAGACAUAGGGUCCUUCGAUGGGUCUAUCACCCUCCCUCUUUGAAGCUUGUCAGUCUUAUUUAUUUCUGGGCCCACCCCUCCUAUGCCAGCAAAGGCCACUUCAGGGCCAAGGUGCAGGGUGCUAAUUUGAGGUUUAGCAUCAGUUUUCUCCAUUCCUUCCUCCCACUCGCCCCCAGCCAGGUGCCUGGGGAGACUUGAGCAGAUGUUUCAUUUUGACCUCGUUGGUGGCUUUCAGCCAGGCCUCCAACGCUCCGUGACCUCUGGUUUCCCAUCAGCUUUUCCAAAGAGGCAGAGAGGCGCCUUCCCCCAUCAGGGUUCACUCUCUGCAGCCUCCAGCUGCCCGCUGCAGCCUGCGGGCCUGCCAAGGGGACAUGGACAGAGGGCCAGGGGCUUCACAGGGUUUUUAUUCUCUGAGCCCUCAUGAGAGCAAAGGACCAGUCCUCUCCAGUUGCCAUCUGGAUUUCCAGUGAUGGAUGAAGAGAUAUUUUUAUGUUAUAGUUUUAAAUUAUGUUCAACGAAUAAAAAUUAGUUUUUAUUUUGGA